AUGGGUGAAAAGGUAUUCCUUCGCAUAUCGUCAACAAAAGGGGUGUUGAGGUGUGGUAAGAAAGGGAAGUUGAGUCCUAGAUACAUUGAACCAUAUGAGAUCCUAGCAAGCAUCGGGGCUGUGGCAUAUAAACUGGCCCUGCCUCCGUCACUGGUAGGUGUUCAUGACGUGUUCCACGUAUUGAUGCAGCGGAAGUACAUUCCGGAUCCGACCCAUGUCUUAACUCAUGGACCACCUGAACUUUCUGCGGACUUGACCUAUGUGGAAGAACCUGUAAAGAUUCUCGAGAGGAACCACUCGAAAAAGGAAGCAUCUUGGGAGCGCGAAAGCGAAGUUCGAGCAAAGCACCCUCACUUAUUCAACAUGUCAGGUCAGUCUUAA
This is a messenger RNA of Telopea speciosissima, 381 nucleotides long. RefSeq lists its product as uncharacterized. The record is from RefSeq and is a predicted model, not a curated record. The transcript has a single exon. The coding region runs from base 1 to 381 and encodes 126 amino acids. NCBI's taxonomy places the organism in Eukaryota, Viridiplantae, Streptophyta, Magnoliopsida, Proteales, Proteaceae.